Molecule: messenger RNA, 7851 nt
Organism: Dromaius novaehollandiae (emu)
Lineage: Eukaryota; Metazoa; Chordata; Aves; Casuariiformes; Dromaiidae
Gene: VSTM5
Product: V-set and transmembrane domain containing 5
Exons: 7
Coding region: 115-711 (198 amino acids)
Source: RefSeq, a predicted model, not a curated record
GGAGGAGGAGAAGGAGGAGGAGGAGGAGGAGGAAGAGGCCUGGCGGCCGGCAGCCCCCGGCACCGCCCCGUGCCGCUGGUUAAAUGCAGGCCCGCGGGUUGUGGCGGGCGGCGGAUGAGGCCCCCGCAGGGCUGCCGGCGGCGGGGCGUCAUCGCGGGCACCGUGACCCUCUGCCUGGCGGCCGGGUGGGCUCUGCAGACCCCCGGAGGAGUAUCGUUACGUGUCCCACAACCCAACAUCAAUGCAACAGUGGCACAAAACAUCCUCCUCUCAGUUGAAUACUCUUGCAGAGGUGUCGCCACCAUUGAGUGGAAGCAUGUGUCGAGCCGGGGCACCACAAAAAUUGUUGAGUGGAAAAGUGGGAAUUAUGUUAACAUAUCCACAGUCUACAAGGACAGAGUGACUGUUUUUGAAAAUGGCUCUAUACAGCUCCUGAACGUGGGCGUGAGAGAUGCUGGCUACUAUUUUGUCACUGUAACAGAGGAGUAUGGAACCAACAUCUAUGGGACCAUCGUAGUCAAUGUUUACGAGAUUAUCUAUGAAGAUUUACAUUUUGUAGCAGUUUUCUUUGCAUUUCUCACUGGGGUAUCUGCCAUUUUGAUCUGCUUCAUGUGGCUGUGUAACAAAUCCCUGCAUCUAUUCCAGAAGACGACACACAAACUAACAGCAAGUACAACUGAAGAGAUUGAAUUGGAAACCAUUGAGUGUUAGCCAAGAACCCUUUCAUAACAAAAAUUACAAUUCUACCUCAAGAGAAAAUAUUGGCAAGGAAAGCGAGAAGAAACCUAAAAGUACAUCACCUUUGGGGAGGUCCUUGCAUUGACUCCGUGGAAACUGAACCAUAACUUUGCUGCCACUUUCAGGACCAUUACGCACUGUGAUGAACAGAGAUUUUUAUGAGCACUUUACAUUUCAGAAAUUCUUCAUAUUAUACAUUGCUCUUCAUGUAUGCUAUACAUUACUGUCUAGCCAAUAACAAACAUGCUGGAAAUAAACAAGGGAAGUUCUCUUUACAUACAUUAUUUUAUUAAAGGUUUUAUCUUUGCAUUUGCUCUCUCCGAUUGCCCACUUUUCCCCCAUGAUUCUUGUUGAUUUAGCACUGCAUGUUCUUGGUUAGGAAACAGAGAAAUAAUACAAUAAAAAAACAAACAAAAAACCUUAAAGGCAUUUCUCUUCCCCUCAAUGAUGUCAAGAACUCCAAAGUUUUUUUUUGUUUUUUGUUUUUUGUGUUUUUUUUUUGACAAGUCUCACCUUGGAUGCAUUGCUUACCACUCUGUUAAAGUACUAAUUCUCCUGAAAGGAAUCUGUAAUUUUUUUUUCCUAGUGGAUUUAUCUCAAAGGCACAGGAAUGAAGACACUUUGUAUUUCUGUUGCUUUUAUCAUCAUAAAACUCUGCAAGUUUGGUGGGAGUGGGCUUUUUUUUUUUUUUUAAAUAAAUAAAUAAGCAGUUAGGGACUAAUGCUUAGUUUUCCCGAAGAGCAUAAUCAAACUUAGUUAGCAAGGGAUGAAAACUGCACCACAACAUCAUUUCAGAUUUUGAAAGCACAGGGGACAGACACCUUAUGCUCUGACCGAAAGUAACAAAUCUAGAUCAAAAACCAGACCCAGAAGCAACUACCUCUGUAGUCUAUAUUAUGUACAUAAAGUUUUUACGUUACAUUUGGAAGGUCUUCUCAGACCUUCUCACAGAACAGCUGAGGGGGGAAGGGACCUCCAGAGGUUGCCUAGUCCAAACCCGUGCUCAGAGCAGAGUCAGCUAAAGCAGGUUGCUCAGGACCGUGUCCAGUCAGGUUUUGAGUAUCUCCACAGAUGGAAACUCCACAACCUCUCCAGGAAGCCUGUUUCAGUGUUUGACCACCCUCACAGCAAAAAAGCUUUUUCUUAUAAAGUUUCUUGUAUUUUAGUUUGUGCCCUUUGCUUCUUGUCCUGUCACUGAGCACCACUGAGAAGAGUCUGGCUCUAUCUUCUUUACUCCCUCAAUCAGAUAUUGAUACACAUCGAUAAGAUCCCCUCAACCCUUGUCUUCUCCAGACUGAACAGUCCCAGCUCUCCCUGCCUGUCUUUACACAUACCAGAUACUCCAAUCCCUUCAUCUUCUUUGUGGUCCUGCACUAGACUCACUCCAGUAGCUCCAUGUCUCUCGUACUGUAAAGUCCAGAACUGGACACAGCAUUCCAGGUGUGGCCUCACCAGGGCUGAGUAGAGGGGAAUGAUCACUUCCCUUGACAUGCUGGCAAUGCUCUGCCUAACGUAGUCCACAAUAUUUUCCCUCAAGCAUACAUUGCUGCCUCAUGGUCAACUUGUUGUCCACCACGACCCCCAGGUCCUUUUCUCAAAAAUGCUUCCCAGCUGGUUGGCCCCCAGCCUGUCCUGGUGCCUGGAGUUAUUCCUCCCUAGGUGCAGGACUUGGCAUUUCCCUUUGCUGAGCUUCAUGAGGUUCUUUUCAUCCCAUUUCUCCAGCCUGUCGAGGUCUCUCUGAAUGGCAGCACAACCACCUAGUAUAUCAAUCACUCCUCCCAGUUUUGUAUAAUCUGCUCAGGGCACACUCUGACCCACCAUCUAGAUCACAAAUGAAGACAUUAAACAAAAUCGACCCCAGUACUGAACCCUGGGGGAACACCACUAGUGACCGACCUCCAGCUGGAUUUGGUGCCGCUAAUCGUGUCAUGCAAGCCCAGCAGUUCAGCGAGUUUUCAGUCCACCUCACUGUCCACUUGCCUAGUCUGAACUUCAUCAGUUUGUCAAUGAGGAUGUUAUGGAAGUCAGUGUCAAAAGCCUUGCUAAAGUCAACAUAAAUGACAUCCACUGCUCUCCCCUCAUUCACCAAGCUAGCUAUUUCAUCGUAGAUGGCUAUCAGGUUGCUCAGGCAUGAUUUCCCUAUCAUAAAUCCAUGCUGACUACUCCUAAUCACCUUCUUGUCCUUAAUAUGUUUGGAAAUAACUUCCAGGAUUAUUUUUUACAUCCCCUCUCCAGGGAUGAGGUGAGGCUGACCAGCCUGUAUUUCUCUGGAUUCUACUUCUUCCUUCUUAAAGACAGGAGUGACAUUUGCUUUCUUCUAGUCCUAAGGAAUCUCUCCUGAUGAUCACGACCUUUCAAAGAUACUCAAGAGUGGCCCCACAAUGGCACUGGCCAGCACCCUCAGCACUCAUGGAUGCAUCCCAUCAGGCCCCAAGGACUUGUGUACAUCAGUUGAAAUGUUUCCUAACCUGAUCCUCUUCUACUGAGGGCAAGUCUUCCCUGCUCCAGAUUUUCCCAUGGGCCAGGGACCUGGGACUCCUGAAGGCUGAUCUUACCAGUAAAAACAAAGGCAGAGAGGCAGAGUACCUCAGCUUUCUCCAUGUCCUGUGUCACCAGGUUCCCUCCCCAUACAGCAUGUCCACAUUUUCCCCAGCCUUUCUUUUGCUGCUGAUAUACCUGUAGAAGCCCUUCUUGCUGGCCUUCAUGUCCCUUGCCAGAUUCAACUCCAGAUGUGCUUUGGCUUUCCCAUCCCCAUCCUUGCAUGCUUAGACAGUGUCUCUAUAGUUCUCUUGGAUCACCUGAUCCUGCUUCUCUCUCUUCUACGCUUCCUUUUAUGUUUGAGUUUAGCCAGGAGCUCCUCAUUCACCCAUGCAGUCCUUCUGUCACCUUUGCAUGACUUCCUGCAUAUCAGGAUGGACCAUUCUUGAGCACAGAGGAAACGAUCUUUGAAAAAAAUCAACCAGUUCUCCCGGACUCUCCUUCUCUCAAAGGCCAUAUUGCAUAAGAUUUUUCUAAGCAGAUUCCUGAAGAUGUCAAAGUCUGCUCUCCUAAAGUCCAGGCCCGUAAUCCUGCUAUCUGCCUUGUUCCCUUCUCUCAGGAUCCUGACUGCUUCUGCAAUUACUUUUUUCUAUGAUAAUUUUAAGAAAUAUUUUCAAGCUUGUAUAAUAAGGUAAUAUACCAUGGUUACAUUAAGUUGCUUACUUGGCAAAGUACUGAUUCUAUUUAGGUGUCAAUCCAAUAUGCAAAAGAGAUUGUUUCUAGAAUAAUGAUAAUUUAUAGUAAAAUAUUCUAUAAAAGUUUUGAGACUGAUUUUAUAAGCAGACGUACAAAGCCUGUAUAUACAUUCUAGAUAUUAUAAAUACAUGUAUAAAUAUAUAAAUGUAUAUAAUACAUACAUUUGUGUAUUUUGUAUACAUUUGCAAGAGAAUUCAUACCUGAAAUGGCAUAGUCUCCAUUCGGUGAUGCUACAGUUAUUGCUGAUGCAUUGCCAAUGCUCUCCACUGGCCCCAGACCAACAUGAUUACUGAAACUCAGCACGUGCCAUCCCAUAACUUUUGCCAACUGCUGAACUGCAUGUACUUGAUGCUGUGACAUCUGAAAGAUAACAAAGGUCUCAAGAACUUAUCAGUGUUACAAACAGGAUUUUGAAGCAAUCCUUUCUUCUUGGAAGUGAGGAGAGACCUCUGCUCUAUUUGCAAGAAUAAGUAUUAUCAUGGCAAACUCGGAAAAAUCAAAGUUGAGGUACUCAGAUGCAUGAUAUCCCCACUACUGUUCAAGUUUUUGUAACAUUUUCUACAGAGAUAAAGGGAAGAUUCUAACCUCUUAAACAGAACUGCUGUACCCCAAAAUACUACAACAAAGGAAAGAACAAUGUAUAAGAGUCUACCUGAGAUAAAAGGAAAUCCUGCAGUUCCUGCUCUUGAUGGGACAAUGUAAUAACUCUUCCAUCUCUGUGCACUACUCUGAUCUGUUCGACUCCGAUAUUCAGCUGUAGUUGAAUGGAUCUUUGAAGACAAGACGGACAUUUAUUGAAAAUGUGUAACAGCACUUAAGAAAACAGGUUAUCUUGUUCUAAGAACACAGAAUCCCAUUAACUAGUAAGAACUCUAAAAUGAAGAUGGUACAAAGCCUGUGGAAUACAACAGUGACCCCAAACAUUUCAGUCUCAUCAGUCACCACAGCAGCUAUCUCUAUACUGCAGGACAGGUGUAUUGUGUGGCAGGUUCCCAGACUCAGGGCACUGCUUUUUCAGGCCAAGGAACCUGCUGAAGUGCCUCACAACUUCCUCCCUGCCAAUAUGACUAGGUUUCCCUUCAGAGAUGCAUGGGAAAAUGACACGAAUCCAGGGCCUGUUCUGUUCCGCGGUCAAGACUUGGCCACUGCACCGUACCCUGGGACUGAGACUGGAGACGACACCAAUGAACACAUCUGUUCCAGUGAAGAAAGAGCCAAAGAGGACUGCUCUAAGUGGAAAAAUGAAGCUGAAGCAACCAGUUCAUCCACUGUUACACAUCAGUUAUUUCACUGCUGGUCAAUAUGCAGACAUUUGUUUCCGGAACAUGAAACCUCCUAUUUCAGUGACAGUGUGCAUAAUUAAUAGCAUGAAUUCCAGCUAGUUCCAUGUUUUAGUGCCUGUGUAAUCAAGCUAGGACUGAGCACUGACUAGCUCUUCAUGAAUAGAUUGGAAGCUUAGAAUCCAACACAUCCAAAGGUACUUUAAAUCCAGGUAUCUCAGUCUGAAGUAAAUCCCUCUUUAAAAAAAAAAACACUUUCAGCUUUGACUCCUUCUUUUGAAAAAACCAACAACAACAACAAAAAACCCAGAGCUGCUAUGGUUAACUGCUUAAUAAGUUUCUUCAUUAAAUGCAGUGUAAGGUGGGUGAACAGCUUUCUGAUGGUGGCUGUUCUCCCCACCAUCCAGAAAGCAGUGUUUACAGGUAAACCCUGCUUUUAAGUCAUACCAUCUUCAAAUAAACACUCACAUAAAAAUAACACACUCUUAGUGGUCUGUCUGAAGCCGGAUCUAAACCUGUAACGAAACAACCUUAAUAUACUCUGUCAUUGUAGUCUAAAAGCAAGCUUCCACAAGUAGAAAAAUACAUGCAUUUUCACACUUACUUGCAUAUCUGCUCAUAUCCUUGAGAAGUUAUUAGAACUUUAACACUGGAUUCAUAAACAUCAUUUAUAUUUGACCAAUGAGCCUGAAUCUGAGGAUCCUCAAUACGACUGGCCAGACUGUCAAUAGUUCGAGCAGUUCUGGAAUAGAAGGACAUGUUCCACCCACAAUAAUCUAGACAGUUUAUGCAGUUAUCUUUGCUUAAAGGAAACGAGUAGGUUAUUAGUUUGAUUUUGUGGCAUACAAAAAAAAAUAUGCAAAUUUUACAGAACCAUGCAGAUCACAGAUCUAUUUGAGCACCUGAACUGCAAAUGAAGCACACUUGUUUACUCUAUUUCCUAUGCAUCCUGCAGAAUAUUAAAAUUAUAUAAUUCAGUAUUGGCUAUUUGAUUUUUCUUUAAUACUGCACAGCAGAGAAUAUUAAAACAGAUUUAUGCAGUCCCUUAAGAAAAGUAGGGACAGCAGUCUGUGUCAUAACUGUAACAAACAGAUCUCAAAGUAAUCUACUUUAAUAGCCAAGUAGAAAGAAAAGCAGCUAGUUUUAAGAACACUGAAAAAAAACAAUCAGUUGUGGUCUACACUAUGAUACAUUUUAUUGUGACUUGAAUAAGAAGAGGUGUGACAUACCUGCGUCUCAAAAAGAUAUGUUUUGCCUGCUUUAUUAUCUUUUCCAGAAGUCCUUCGUUGGACUGUAAAGAACUGAUGUCAUUUUUAUCAAAAGCCUGGGGUCCUGCUAGUCUCAUUCUCUUAUGGCCAAAAGGUGCACUAGCUGGAUGUGGCAUCACUGUUGAGCUCAGAGUUUGCUUGUGACACUGCAAGAAAAACCAGCUGUUACAAGAGAAAGUGACCAAAUGAUAAAUCUUCAAAGAGUAAUAGGUAUACUACAAUAUGCUAUUUCACACAUUAAGUGUUUCAGAAAGUGUUCAGAAAGUGCAUUUUUCUUUUUUUCUUUUUUUUGCUUUAUGCAUUUGACAGCACUUUAUAUAUAGCCAGCUUUACACUUACACUUUUCUCUCCCAGUUUGUGUGGGUCUUUCAAAACUUAAUGUAAAGAGAAAGCUAUUAAAAAAGAAUUGCAAAGUGAAAGCCAACAAAAAUUUGGCAGUAUGGCUCCUACGCACCCCAGAGCUUCAGGGAAUAAGUCUCUGGAGACAGACAGACUGGUCAAACAGAAGUAAAGGAAGCACUUCAGAGAUGAAAAUUGAGGUGCAAGAAGAUUUAGCAAGCUGUUCAAAGUUAUGGGAGGAAAUCUGCAGCAGAGCUGGGCACUAAGCCAAAAACUCAUGAAUCCUUGUUCAGUGUUUAAACCACUGGACUAUUCCCCAUGACUAUACGACUUGUGGAACCAUGCUCUAGGAGAUAAAUCUUCUCCAGACCACGGUUUCACAAGCAUUUAGACAUCUGAAAUUGGACUCCCUUACCUUAACAGACAUAUUCCCAACCUUCUACACCACAUCCUUCCACUAGAUUAAAAAAAGAUUAUAAGAAAAUCUACAACACUGAAGCACAGAAGUGGCCCUCAAAUGAAGCGAGUUAUUACGAUAACUGAUUGUUCAUUCCUCAUGGGAAUACGGUCUGAAUAGAUGCUCGUUUUAAGUACUUGACAAGCAGUAAUUAGACACAAAUGAAAAAGGGAGACUAAUGAGCUGUACUGAAAAAAAACAUCGAAUGGCUGCUCUUCUGAAGUGAGUAGCUGGGCCUGAGGUUAAGUCCAGAACUAGGGUUCCAUGGAAGCACACCUGGAACUCCCUAAUCACUCCCACAUAUUAGAAGUGAACCACAGGUCUUACACAAAUAGAGAGAAAUGACUGAUCUCUAGUGACAUUCUGUUGUUGUAACACUGUCACAGGCUAAGCCAAACUCUGAGCAAAACCAAAAACAAACCUCUUCAGUACUUCACCAUAAAUGCAUUACCUCUCUGAUAAGCUGAUGCAAAUUAUGUUCCAGAACAUACAGAUGAUCCUCUGGAUUCUGUUUUUCAGAAGCAGAUUUUUGUGA